AUGAUCCGGCCACAUGUCUUCGUGGGCCAGAGCUCGGCAAAGGGCUCCGAAGGCAUGGACCAGAAGACUCAGCUUUCGAUCAUUGAGAAAUUCAAAGGAGGAACCUACAACACUAUCGUUGCCACAUCCAUCGGUGAAGAAGGUCUGGAUAUUGGUGAGGUCGACCUCAUCGUGUGUUACGAUUCCUCCGCAUCACCUAUUCGCAUGCUCCAACGGAUGGGUCGAACGGGCCGUAAGAGAGCGGGUAGGAUCACUUUGCUGCUGAUGAAGGGCAAGGAGGAGGACAACUAUACCAAGGCCAAAGACAACUACGAGAAAAUGCAGCAAAUGAUCGCCAGUGGAAGCCGGUUCACCUUCCAUGAUGACCGAUCUGCUCGUAUUCUGCCUCCAGGAAUUCGGCCUGUCCCCGACAAACGACAUAUCGAUAUUCCUCCAGAAAAUUCCCAGCAAGAGCUUCCCGAACCAAAGCGCAAGGGCAAGAUACCUAAGCGUCCUCCGAAGAAGUUCCAUAUGCCAGAUGAUGUGGAGACGGGGUUCGCUCGCGCUUCGACACUGGAGGAGAGCUUCGCCAAGUCUGCGAAGAAGAAGACGAUGCCUAAGAAACGACCUCGCACACCUACACCGGAGCCGGUGGCUGUGCCGCUCUUGAAGGACGUUGUCCUGUCUGCGAGCGAGCAGCAGGAACUGGAGAAUCACUAUCAGAAUAUUGGCGAUACUUCACCCCAAUUCAUUCGCUAUCCACGAACCGAUGCCUUUCCACAAUUACAGCUCGUUGCCAGACCGACUAAGAUGGUGAAACAUGGCUCUCUGACUCGACGGAUGAUCACAACCUUGCAAAGGAUGGACAAGGCAGGUCCUGACUGCGAAGAUCGAUAUAAGCAGAUCAUAGCAAUGGAGACCGAGAAGGCUGCCAAAGCUCCUCCUCGUCGAUCAUUGUCUACUUCUCCGGCGAAGCAGCCACGCCGAUCUAAAGUGACGAAACCAUCUGAGAUUUUUGAGCCCUCCAUAUCCAUUGCUCCGGAUUUUGAAUACGGUGAACUCUCCGCAUUGAUGUCGCCCAAUGUUUCCGAUUCUGAGCCCCAACGGCAGCCACCGCCCCCAAUACCCAUCGAAAGUGACUUUGACUCCGGUGCCUCUGAUUUUGAUCUUCCGGAUGUGAGUGUCCUUUUUCAAGCAAAGCCAAAAGCACAACCUGCGCCUCCACCACAGCCACGGAGACCAAAGAGGCCUUUCUUGUCUGAUAGUGAUGAGUGA
Penicillium cataractarum is the source of this 1254-nucleotide messenger RNA. RefSeq names its product ATP-dependent DNA helicase mph1. Gene Ontology annotation, biological process: replication fork reversal; double-strand break repair via synthesis-dependent strand annealing; interstrand cross-link repair. Gene Ontology annotation, molecular function: 3'-5' DNA helicase activity; four-way junction DNA binding; four-way junction helicase activity. The record is from RefSeq and is a predicted model, not a curated record. The coding region runs from base 1 to 1254 and encodes 417 amino acids. NCBI's taxonomy places the organism in Eukaryota, Fungi, Ascomycota, Eurotiomycetes, Eurotiales, Aspergillaceae. The transcript has a single exon.